AUGUCCUGCUUCCAGCUGUGGGGCUGCCGAGCCCGUACCCUCCAAGGACGCCGGCUCCUGGCCAACACCGUCAUGCUAUCGCUCCUAUGGCAUGUCACGGCGGUCACCCCGGUGCCAGACGACAUGGUGCGGACCUGGCAGUCCAUGCUGACCCGCUACAUCCUCGGCUCCAAGACCGUGCCCACGGCCCGUUAUCGCCCACUGCUGGCUGCGCCGUGGCAAUUCGACCCCAAACUGGGCCUUGGGCUCCCACACAUUGCGUCCAAGCUGCGAGCCCAACGGCUCAUGCUCCUUCAAAGGACGCUCAGCCCAGCAACUGCCACCACUCCCCUGUGGCAACCCCUGGUCCUGCGCCAGUAUGCACGGUCGAUUGGCAAGCUAUAUCGCGCUGUGCACCCCUUCGACUUCCUCCUCUACCACCCCCACCCCAGCUCCAAGUGGCUCAGGCUGUGGGAACUCCACCCCCUAUGGCGAGACGUGUGGAAGCAAUGGUCUGCCACCCCGAUGGAUCGCCGCAUCCAACUGCCGGUCACCCCAGCGACUCUGCUGCACAUGCCUGUGUGGCUCACCCAGUAUGCCCCAACCAUGGCGAACGGCAAGUGCGCGGCCAGUGUGGUGACCACACCCCCCACGCGCCGGUGGUGUAUGUAUGGCGUCGCCAAUGGCCUGCACAGUCUCCACGGCAUUGUUGCCGUCCAUGGACGUUGGCCAACACGCCAGGAGUUUAUCUCCAUGAUGUCCCAAGACAACCGAGCGGCCCGUGUUGAGCUGGGCAGCGAUGGCUCCAUGCAGUGGGCUCCCGUGUACCGUGCUGUGAUGCUGUACAACCACCUCACUGCCGUGCACCAAGCCAUCCCCCAAGGUCAUCAGGACCCCCCACCCACCACACCUGCUGCCCCCAUGUCCCGACAUCCCUUCUACGGGCUGGUCAAGGACACCCCCCAGCCUUUCGAGCUCUGGCCCAGGACCAUGGUGCUCGCCCUGGCCCACCACGCCCCUGUAGCCGACAUGCCCCACCCCAUGGCGUCCUCCGCUCGCACCACCCCGGCCGACCUCAGGGGCUACGUGCGGCGUGUCCGACGGGUCUGCCGGCAGCUCCCCCCGCUGCAUGGUGAUGUCUGGAUGCGUGUGCUCUUCCGCAUGCUCCCUGUCAACUGCCGCUUUGCCCACCUCCAAGUCGAGCGGCCCGACGCGAUCUGCUGCGCCUACGGCUGCGGUCAC
Aphanomyces invadans is the source of this 1221-nucleotide messenger RNA. RefSeq lists its product as hypothetical. The record is from RefSeq and is a predicted model, not a curated record. The annotation marks the transcript as partial. NCBI's taxonomy places the organism in Eukaryota, Oomycota, Saprolegniomycetes, Saprolegniales, Verrucalvaceae. The transcript has a single exon.